Plectropomus leopardus (leopard coralgrouper) is the source of this 1667-nucleotide messenger RNA. The record is from RefSeq and is a predicted model, not a curated record. NCBI's taxonomy places the organism in Eukaryota, Metazoa, Chordata, Actinopteri, Perciformes, Serranidae.
CUCUCCUCGGCUCAGUUCGGCUCGGCUCGGCAGCAGAGUCUCAGCUGUAGUGAAGCUGGAGGAAAGAUGGCGGCCCCUGCUCUCUCCAGUCGGGCUGGCUCGGCGGGCAGCCUCGGGAACAGCCCCACCAUGGCCGCCGGGAGGCUCCCGCACGGCGGCGGCGGCGGAGGAGGAGGCGUCGGGCCCGAGCUGGACUUCAGGUCGGCGGCCCGCAUGGAGGACCUGAACCGGCUCAUCCAGGAGUUCAGCAAGCACGACCAGCGGGAGUACGACGACCAGCGGGCUCUGGAGAUCCACACGGCCAAGGACUUCAUCUUCUCCAUGCUGGGAAUGGUACAGAAGUUGGACCAGAAGCUCCCGGUGGCCAACGAGUACCUCCUGCUGUCGGGAGGCGUUCGUGAGGGCGUGGUGGACAUGGACCUGGACGAGCUGAGCGUCUACGCUCGCGGCACAGACUACGACAUGGACUUCACCCUGCUGGUCCCGGCGCUCAAACUCCACGACCGCAACCAGCCGGUGACCCUGGACAUGAGACACUCGGCACUGGGCCACUCCUGGCUCAGCCUGCGCCUCUUUGACGAAGGGACCAUCAACAAGUGGAAGGACUGCUGCACCAUCGUGGACCACAUCAACGGCACCACUAACUACUUCUUCUCCCCAACGCUGGUGGCCGACUGGUUUUACCAGUCCAUCUCACUGGUGCUGCUCGAGGUGCAGAAGAAGCCGCAGAGGGGGAUGCCGAGGGUGGAGAAAGUGGAGAGGAACGGCACCAUCAUCUCCGUCAUCCUGGGCGUCGGGAGCAGCCGCAUGCUGUACGACAUUGUCCCCGUGGUGUCCUUCAAAGGCUGGCCGGCGGUGGCUCAGAGCUGGCUGAUGGAGAACCACUUCUGGGACGGGAAGAUCACCGAGGAGGAGGUGAUCAGCGGUUUCUACCUCGUCCCCGCCUGCUCCUACAAAGGCCGCAAGGAGAACGAGUGGCGGCUGUCGUUCGCCCGCAGCGAGGUGCAGCUGAAGAAGUGCAUCUCGUCCAGCCUGAUGCAGGCGUACCAGGCCUGCAAGGCCAUCAUCAUCAAGCUGCUGUCGCGCCCCAAAGCCAUCAGCCCCUACCACCUGCGCAGCAUCAUGCUGUGGGCCUGCGACCGCCUUCCCCCCAACUACCUGGGCCAGGACGACUUCUCCGCCCACUUCCUGCUGGGCCUGAUCGACGACCUGCAGCACUGCCUCGUCAACAAGAUGUGUCCCAAUUACUUCAUCCCCCAGUGCAACAUGCUGGAGCACCUGUCUGACGAGACCGCCAUGCUGCACGCCCGCAAACUCUCCUCGGUGCGCUCCGACCCGGCCGAGCACCUCCGCACCACCAUCGAGCACGCCAAGGCCGCCAACAGGCUGACGGUGGAACUGCAGUGGCGAGGCAGCGCCAACAACCUGCCGUCGCCGCAGUCCGACGCCGGCGGCGAGAACCAGCCGGACGACCGGCUGGCCAAGAAGCUCCAGCAGCUGGUCACGGAGAAUCCGGGGAAGUCCAUCUCGGUCUUCAUCAACCCGGACGACGUCACGCGGCCGCACUUCCGCAUCGACGACAAGUUCUUCUGAGACGGAGAGACGUUGUCCCAGACCUCCUCCUCCUCUCUCUCUCUCUGCCUUCCUUCUCCUCGCCUGGUGCCCCC